Molecule: messenger RNA, 1677 nt
Organism: Penicillium cataractarum
Lineage: Eukaryota; Fungi; Ascomycota; Eurotiomycetes; Eurotiales; Aspergillaceae
Product: nucleobase cation symporter-1 family protein
Exons: 6
Coding region: 1-1677 (558 amino acids)
Biological process (GO): nucleobase transport; transmembrane transport
Cellular component (GO): plasma membrane
Molecular function (GO): nucleobase transmembrane transporter activity
Source: RefSeq, a predicted model, not a curated record
AUGACAGUCUUACUAUCACAGUUGAAUGAGCGACUACUCGUCAAGGCCGUCGACAAGGAUGGCGCACAGCGUCCCGUGGAUAUGUUGGACAAUGACUCCAUUCGACCAACACCAGCCAAAGAUCGAACAUGGACUCAAUUCACUUACAUGAUGUUCUGGUUCUCUGCGACGGCAAACGUCAGCAAUUUGUAUUCUGCUUCCACGGGCAUGACCAUGGGCCUUACCAUGUGGGAGGCCAUUGCCUGCUCCUUUGGUGGGCAGAUUCUAGCCGGAUGCUUGAUGGCGCUGAAUGGUCGUGCCGGUGCAAUGUAUCGCAUUCCUUUCCCCGUGCUGUGUCGGUCAAGCUUUGGUCCUUGGGGUGCUUUCUGGCCUACUUUAAAUCGGGCAGUUAUGUCGAUCGUGUGGAAUGGUGUUAAUUCGGUUCAAGGAGCGCAGUGCUUAUAUGUCUUCCUACAUGCCAUCUUCCCUUCAAUCGAAAGAAUCCCUGAUAAGAUGGGAUCAAAGUCUGCCUUGACCUCAGCACAGAUGAUGUGCUUCUUCGUCUAUUGGAUCAUCAACUGCGCAUUCCUCGUUGUCCCCGUCCCGAAAAUGAAAUCGCUAGUCUAUGCCAAAGUAGUAGUCUAUUUUGCCGGUACCAUCGCAAUGCUAGCAUGGACCGUUUCUCUUGCUGGCGGCUCUUCCCAGUUCCUUCACAUGCCAUCCACCGUUCACGGCACGGAGAAGAGCUACCUGAUCUUAAAGUUCUUCUGGCUGGGUCUUGCAUCUUGUGGAACAUUCGUGUCCAACGCAGCCGAUCUUCAACGCUACGCACGGAAACCCAACGAUGUGCUCAUUGGUCAGAUUAUCAGCUUUCCGUUAUCGAAUCUGUUGGUUGCGAUCCUUGGAAAUGUGAUUGCAUCGGCUAGUAAGGCGAUCUUUGGAGAGUUGAUCUGGAAUCCUCUCAACUUUCUGGAUAAGUUGAUGGAAGGGGAGCGAUAUACCUCCGGAAACCGCGCAGCAUGUGCCUUCAUUUCGUUGGCAUUCGUAUAUUCCACCGUUUUCUCCGCUAUUUUCGAAAACUCCAUUCCCGCCGGAAACGACAUCGCUGCUCUCAUGCCAAGAUACAUCACCAUCAAGCGAGGAUUCUUCAUCUGCGCUGUCCUCUCAUACGCAAUCUGCCCCUGGUACCUCCUCUCCAGCGCCUCAAUCUUCAUCACAUUCCUAUCCUCCUACCAAAUCUUCCUUUCCGCCAUCGCCGGAAUCCUAAUCUGCGACUACUACGUAAUCCGCCGCGGUAAGCUGAACAUUCCAGCCCUGUACACCGCACACCCAGAGGGUCUGUACAGAUACUUCUACGGAUUCAACCUAUGGGCAUUCGCUACAUAUGUCAUUGCCGUGGCGCCCAAUUUCUACGGUUUCCUUAACCAGAUGGGUGUUAAGGCACCGCUUGGGAUUCAGAGAUUCUAUUAUGUUGCUUAUCCGACUGGGCUUUUGGUUGCUUUUUGUGUUUAUUAUGCUGGUUCUCUGGUUUUCUCGCCGAAGGGCAUGGUCAAGGGGAGGGGUUGGAGGGAGCCCAAGGACUAUGUUGAUGAGAAUGAUCCGGCCGGGGAGGAGGGAUAUGCGAUUGAUGGGGUGGAAGUUGAUGGUUCUGCGGCUGAGAAGGGGACUUUUACUGCUGCGAAGGAAGUAAAGUUUUGA